AGUGGUCCUCACAUAUUCUUUACCUUUCAUCUUUCCUUCAAGUUUCCCAUUCUUCAUCUUCUUCUCUUCUCCUGCUUGAGUUACUUCUUCCCAACUUCUUUUACCAUCAAAGAAAUGGAAACAAGCAAACCAGAGGGGAAAAGAAGCAUAAAUGAAACUGACUCGGUGGCAGAGGGGGGAGAAGAUGAAGACGAAGAUGUUGAAGAAGACAACAAAAAGAAAAGAGCAUUGACUCUAUCUGGAAGGAAGUUAACUGGUGGAGGGUCAACACAGCUGUUCUGUCAGGUGGAAGACUGCACCACAGAUAUGACAGAUGCCAAGCCAUACCAUCGCCGCCACAAGGUCUGUGAGAUUCACGCAAAGGCUCCGUCAGUACUUAUAAAUGGAGUCCAACAGCGCUUCUGUCAGCAAUGCAGCAGGUUUCAUGAAUUAGCCCAGUUUGAUGAAGCUAAGAGGAGUUGCCGGAGGCGAUUGGCAGGUCACAAUGAGCGCCGCAGGAGAAUUACAUAUGAUCCUCGUGGUGAAGGGUCAACCUGAAGACGUAAUACCAGUGGGGGGACAAACCAACUCCUUAUUGGAACUCAUAAGAAGAUUGGUCUCUGAACCACAUAGCUUAUCAAUGUAAUUUCUAGCAUGCUCUCUAUCUUCUGUCAAUUGCUAGACUUCAAUUACAAAUCAUUGCCUCUAUGUGUGGUUUGUAAUUCAUUCAGCCUCCAUCCCCUCUCCCAGUGGGAGGGUGAUUCAGGGGAGCAUUAUCAUUUGGAUGAAGUUUCCUAUAUCUUAUUAUCAUUUGAGGCUUGAACAUCUCA
This is a messenger RNA of Ipomoea nil (Japanese morning glory), 809 nucleotides long. RefSeq names its product squamosa promoter-binding protein 1. Bases 115 to 537 code for a protein of 140 amino acids. The record is from RefSeq and is a predicted model, not a curated record. The transcript is spliced from 2 exons. Gene Ontology annotation, biological process: flower development. Gene Ontology annotation, molecular function: DNA-binding transcription factor activity; DNA binding. Gene Ontology annotation, cellular component: nucleus. Lineage: Eukaryota; Viridiplantae; Streptophyta; Magnoliopsida; Solanales; Convolvulaceae.